AUGGAAUCCCCCAAGCGGAAGCGCCGCGGCGGCGGCGGCGACGACGACCGCCGCCUCCCCUCCUCAAAGCUCCGCCCAGCUGAGGACCAUCCCCAAGCGAACGACGCCGAUGUCGAGGAGUUCUUCUCCAUCCUCUGUCGGAUGCGCGACGCCACGCGCUCGAUCGCCGCUGCCAGAAAGGCGAUGGCCCCGGCGCCACCACGCUGGACCCCAGCGUUCGCGCUGGAGGAUUUCGUGCGGCCCGACGCUGCCAUGGUCGAGGCCGAUCGCGGGGCGUCGGCGGAGAGGGAGGUCGAGGAGGACCACGAUUUGCCACCGCCGUGUCUCGACUUGAACGCGGAUCCGGAGCCGGAGGUCCUGGCGCCGGAGAACCCAUGCGGCGAGGCGACUUCCAGAUGCUCCCGUGCACCGGCUUGA
Zingiber officinale is the source of this 417-nucleotide messenger RNA. Its product is annotated as protein NEGATIVE REGULATOR OF RESISTANCE-like. Bases 1 to 417 code for a protein of 138 amino acids. NCBI's taxonomy places the organism in Eukaryota, Viridiplantae, Streptophyta, Magnoliopsida, Zingiberales, Zingiberaceae. Gene Ontology annotation, biological process: regulation of systemic acquired resistance. The record is from RefSeq and is a predicted model, not a curated record. The transcript has a single exon.